Molecule: messenger RNA, 1703 nt
Organism: Cryptotermes secundus
Lineage: Eukaryota; Metazoa; Arthropoda; Insecta; Blattodea; Kalotermitidae
Gene: Acat2
Product: acetyl-CoA acetyltransferase, cytosolic
Exons: 8
Coding region: 212-1393 (393 amino acids)
Biological process (GO): fatty acid beta-oxidation
Molecular function (GO): acetyl-CoA C-acetyltransferase activity
Source: RefSeq, a predicted model, not a curated record
CGCCCCCCCACUCCCUCAGGCCCCUUUUACACCCACGUGUCAAACGUGUGCGUUGUGUAAGAAGACCUGUGAAGACGAGAGUGAGGACCGGUGAGGGCUGGGAGACGUCACGUAGGCAAUUCCGUUGGAGAAAUCGUUAGAAUUAAGUAGUGUGCGACUGGGUUCAGGUGUGAGUGGUAGUAUACUUCAGUUAGUAUCAGAGUUUUUCAGAAUGAGUGAUCGAGAGGUUUUUAUCGUCUCAGCUGUGAGAUCACCAACGGGUUCAUAUAAAGGAUCAUUGUCAACUCUCAGAGCACAUGAAAUAGGAAGUUUUGUCAUCAGGGAGGCUCUCAACAGAGCUAAAGUACAGCCUGAGGAAGUGACAGAGGUCAUUUUGGGACAGGCAGCAACAGCAGGACAGGGCCAGAAUCCUGCUCGACAAGCUGCAAUUGGUGCUGGCAUUCCUGUCACUGUUCCGGCCUGCCUUAUCAAUCUGCUUUGUGGAUCUGGAAUUAAGACUGUACACUUAGGCACUCAAGCAAUCAUGAAUCGUGAUUCUGACAUAGUGGUGUGUGGCGGACAGGAAUCAAUGAGCCAGGCCCAUCACACCGUCUUUAUGAGACAAGGAAUGAACGGACAUCAACAGCUGACUGAUUCCGUGGUGCAUGAUGUUCUUACAGAUGCCUUUCUUGGUGUUCUGAUGGGCAAUACCGCUGAAAAUAUUGCUAAGAAAUAUGAAAUUUCAAGGGAAGAUCAAGAUAAAUUUGCUGCAGAAUCUCAGCAGAGAGUAGAGCAUGCACAGAAAGCUGGCUAUUUUGAUAAGGAAAUCAUUCCAAUUACUGUAAAUGAUAAGAAAGGCUCAGUUGUGGUUGACAAAGAUGAGCCUCCUCGACAUGGCACUACAGUAGAAGUUCUCAAGAAGUUGAGACCAGCUUUUCAAAAGGAUGGUGGUACUGUAACAGCAGGUAAUUCUUCUACAUAUGGCGAUGCUGCAGCUGCCGUGGUCCUCAUGGGAGCCGAUGUAGUUAAAAGUCGAGGUAUUACUCCUAUUGCCAGAGUGGUUGCAUAUGCCCAAGUGGGUGUGGAUCCUGCAUACAUGGGAAUAGGACCUGUUCCAGCACUAACUUUAGUUCUGAAGAAAGCAGGCUGGAAUAAGGAGGAUGUUGACUUAUUUGAGUUCAAUGAGGCAUUUGCUGCACAAUCUGUUGCAGUUUUACGAGAACUUGGCAUUGAUUCAAAUAAAGUAAAUAUUUGCGGUGGUGCAAUUGCUUUGGGUCAUCCAAUAGCGGCAUCAGGAACCCGCAUACUUGUGACGCUGCUCUAUGCCCUUGAAAGGACAGGAGGAAAGCGGGGAGUGGCAGCCCUCUGUGUAGGAGGCGGAAUGGGAGUUGCUUUAUGUGUGGAGCGGUGCUAGCUUGUGCAUUAUGCUUCUGUCAUUUCUGAUUAAGAUGAUCAGUAUUGUAUAAUGUCUGACAUAGAAAAUGUGUCAAGUAUUUGGUAUGUCACAUAAUUUAGUAUUAAGCAUUUCAGAAUGGGAGUUACUUUGUGCAUGGAGCAGUGCUAAAUUGUGCUUUUGUCAUUUCUGAUCAAGAUUAGUAUUAUAAUGUCUGAUACAGAAAAUCUAUGAAGUAUUUGGUACAUCAGGUAAUUUAGUAUUAAAUGUAUCAGAGUAUUACCCAUGUAAAAUAUUCCAUUUUUAAUAAUACAUAUAUUUCUACAUUUUA